Molecule: messenger RNA, 2348 nt
Organism: Aspergillus wentii DTO 134E9
Lineage: Eukaryota; Fungi; Ascomycota; Eurotiomycetes; Eurotiales; Aspergillaceae
Product: acetate--CoA ligase
Exons: 5
Coding region: 4-2013 (669 amino acids)
Cellular component (GO): cytosol
Molecular function (GO): AMP binding; acetyl-CoA synthetase activity
Source: RefSeq, a predicted model, not a curated record
AUCAUGUCUGACGGCGACGUUAUGCCCCCCAAGCCCUCUGUGGUUUUGGAGGCCCACGAGGUCGACACUUUCCAUGUUCCUAAAGCAUUCCACCAGAAACACCCGACCGGAACCCACCUGAAAGACCUUGACGAAUAUAAGAGGCUAUACGAGGAGUCGAUCCGCAGUCCGCAAACCUUCUGGGCUCGUAUGGCCCGUGACCUCCUUACCUUCGACAAGGAUUUCCAGACUACCCGCACCGGCUCAUUCGCCAAUGGUGACAGCGCCUGGUUUGUUGAGGGUCGCUUGAACGCCUCCUUCAACUGCGUUGACCGCCAUGCCCUUAAGAACCCCGACAAAGUUGCCAUCAUCUACGAAGCCGACGAGCCCAGCGAGGGUCGUACCAUCACCUAUGGCGAGUUGCUCCGUGAAGUGUCCCGCGUUGCCUGGGUGCUCAGGCAGCAGGGUGUCCGAAAGGGCGACACCGUUGCCAUCUACCUUCCUAUGAUUCCUGAAGCCGUCAUUGCCUUUUUGGCCUGCUCCCGUAUUGGUGCAGUUCACUCCGUCGUGUUCGCCGGUUUCUCCUCCGACUCCCUCCGUGACCGUGUUAUUGACGCCGGAUCGAAGGUUGUCAUUACUACCGACGAGGGUAAGCGUGGUGGUAAGGUGAUUGGCACUAAGCGUAUUGUCGACGAGGCCCUCAAGCAGUGCCCUGAUGUGUCUAGCGUCCUGGUUUACAAGCGCACCGGUGCGGAGGUUCCCUGGACCGAGGGCCGUGACGUCUGGUGGCACGAGGAGGUUGAAAAGUUCCCCAACUACUUCCCUCCUGAGCCUGUGAGCUCCGAAGACCCAUUGUUCCUUCUCUACACCUCCGGUUCGACUGGUAAGCCCAAGGGUGUUAUGCACACUACUGCCGGUUACCUGCUUGGUGCCGCCAUGACGGGCAAGUAUGUCUUUGACAUUCAUGACGAUGACCGCUUCUUCUGCGGUGGUGAUGUGGGUUGGAUCACUGGGCACACCUACGUCGUGUACGCACCUUUGCUCCUGGGAUGCUCUACCUUGGUUUUCGAGAGUACUCCUGCCUACCCCAACUUCUCUCGCUACUGGGACGUCAUCGAGAAGCACAAAGUCACCCAGUUCUACGUCGCCCCCACCGCAUUGCGAUUGUUGAAGCGUGCUGGAGACGAGCACAUUCACCACAAGAUGGAGCACCUGCGUAUCCUGGGUUCCGUUGGUGAGCCUAUCGCCGCUGAGGUCUGGAAGUGGUAUUUCGAGACUGUCGGAAAGGAAGAGGCACACAUUUGCGACACAUACUGGCAAACCGAGACUGGUUCUAACGUCAUCACCCCAUUGGGUGGUAUCACCCCCACCAAGCCCGGUAGUGCAUCGAUGCCGUUCUUCGGAAUCGAGCCCGCAAUCAUUGACCCCGUCUCUGGUGAAGAGAUCACUGGAAAUGAUGUCGAAGGUGUUCUCGCCUUCAAGCAGCCUUGGCCUAGUAUGGCUCGCACUGUCUGGGGUGCUCACAAGCGCUACAUGGACACCUACUUGAAUGUUUACAAGGGCUACUAUUUCACCGGAGAUGGUGCUGGUCGUGACCACGACGGAUACUACUGGAUCCGUGGCCGUGUUGACGAUGUUGUUAAUGUGUCUGGACACCGUCUGUCUACUGCCGAAAUCGAAGCUGCUCUUCUGGAGCACCACCAAGUUGCCGAGGCCGCCGUUGUUGGUAUUGCUGACGAGCUGACUGGCCAAGCCGUCAAUGCCUUUGUCGCUCUCAAGGAGGGCAACGAGACCAGCGAGCAGGUCCGCAAGGACCUUGUCAUGCAGGUCCGUAAGUCGAUUGGACCAUUUGCCGCUCCCAAGGCCGUGUUCGUUGUCGAAGAUCUUCCCAAGACCCGUAGCGGCAAGAUCAUGCGCCGUAUUCUGCGGAAGAUCCUGAGCGGCGAGGAGGACAGCCUGGGUGACAUCUCGACACUCUCCGACCCCUCCGUGGUUGAGAAGAUCAUUGCCGCCGUCCACGCUUCGAGAAAGUAGACAGGCAAUAUGAAACGACUCUUAUGAAGAAGUAAAAAAAUGAUAAAAAAGAGAGAGAAAAAAGAGGAAAAAGAGGAAAGGUUAUAUAUUCUAGCACACAGAUGAUGAUAUCAUGAGUUUUAUUGUUAUUCCCAGGCUGCAAUUCUACCUGGAGACCUUGAUACUUUUCUAUCUUUAGUCAUGCAUGUUUCGCGAUUCCCACGUUUGCCUGUUGAGAAGCGGUAAUAUUUCUUGUUUUACCGGGAAAUGGUAAAUAUUGAUAAUAUAUAUUCUUUGUGUUAUCCCUUCAUUUUGCAAUCUCACCUUUAAACCGUCGCAUGGUAGGGUGGCAUAGA